Drosophila ananassae is the source of this 3229-nucleotide messenger RNA. RefSeq names its product transcription factor btd. The record is from RefSeq and is a predicted model, not a curated record. Bases 534 to 2603 code for a protein of 689 amino acids. Gene Ontology annotation, biological process: regulation of transcription by RNA polymerase II. NCBI's taxonomy places the organism in Eukaryota, Metazoa, Arthropoda, Insecta, Diptera, Drosophilidae. Gene Ontology annotation, molecular function: DNA-binding transcription factor activity, RNA polymerase II-specific; RNA polymerase II cis-regulatory region sequence-specific DNA binding. The transcript is spliced from 2 exons.
CUGCCGCUGUCGCUGCCGGCGUUGGCAGAGGCCACACAGCUCUCUCGUGGUUUAAAAGUACUACACUUAAUUACCGUUCUAUCACAUCACGCGCAGCAGCAGAGAAAAUCUGUUUGGACCUAUACAUGUGCACGUAUAUACUGUCGGCGAAAUUCGGUCUUUAAUUUGUUUGUGUUUUUUUGCUCGUGUUUGUUGUUGUUGUUAUUAUAUUUGGCGUGCAAUUACCAACGGUAAACGGUACAAAGCCAAAACAAAACGAAUAUAACUCCAAAAGCCAUGGCCAAAGUGUGUGUUUAAAAAAAAACAAAAUUUUUUUUUUUCAAAAAAUUUGAAAACUUCAAAAACUUUAAAAUAAUAUCUGAAAAAAAAAAAGAAAGAAAAACUCUCUUGUGGAGAUGUGCUUAAAAUUGUGAAGAAGAGAAAAGAAACAAACACUUGCAACAUCAUACAACAACAACAACAACAAGAUUGUAGAACAACAAACAGUAGCGAACUGUGCAACAAGAAGAAGAAGAAGAAGAAGAGCUUUCAAAAUGAUCGAUGCGGCAUGCAAUUAUCUGAAUCCCUAUGCAACACAGCAGCAGCAACAGCAACAGCACGCGCAGCAACAACACAUCCACAACAUGCAGCAGCAGGCGCAACAGCAACAUCAGCUCCUCCCGCAGCACCACUUGCAACAUCACCUGCAACAUCACCACCACCAACAACAACAACAACAGCAGCAGCAACAACAACAGCAACAUCAGCUUUUGCCACAACAACAACAACAGCAACAGCAGCAGCAACAACAACAACAACAUCAUGACUUCCUCAGCGCCGCUCUACUAUCCGCCCCCUCAUCCCUCUCCGGCGGGUCAUCAAGCUCCUCCGGCGGUUCUAGUUCCGGCAGCUCCCCACUAUACGGCCCUGUCUCCGUAUCCGGCAAGUCGGCGCCCAUGAAGCUCGAGAUGCCAUAUCCGCAGGCCUCCUCCACCGGCACCGCCUCCCCCAACUCCAGCAUCCAGUCCGCCCCCUCCUCGGCCUCGGUCUCGCCCAGCAUCUUCCCCUCGCCCGCCCAGUCCUUUGCCUCCAUUACCGCCAGUCCGACGACUCCCGUAUCCGGAUCUGGGUCCGGCUCCGGCUCCGUCAUUGGGAUGUCGGCAGCAGCGGCGGCGGUAGCGGCGGCCGCCACGGCAGCAGUUACGGCGGGAUCAGCAGGAUCCGGUUCUGGAUCGGGAUCCGUGUCCGCCGCCUCGUCCCCCUCCUCGGCCGCCUCGGCGGCAGCAGCGGCGGCGGCGGCGGCAGCGGCAGCAGCCGACUUGGGGGCAGCGGCGGUGGCCAGUGCCGCCUACGGAUGGAAUACUGCCUACUCCGGACUUCCAGCAAGAAGCCAGUUCCCGUAUGCCCAAUACGCGUCCGACUACUAUGGCAAUGCUGUGGGAAUGUCCUCCUCGGCGGCCUGGUUCUCCCACCAGGAGCGCCUCUACCAGCCCUGGAGUUCGCAGAGCUAUCCGGGCUUCAACUUCGACGACAUCGCCUUCCAGACCCAGUUGCAGCGGCGGUCGGUGCGGUGCACGUGCCCCAACUGCACCAACGAGAUGAGCGGCCUGCCCCCGAUCGUCGGUCCGGAUGAGCGCGGUCGCAAGCAGCACAUCUGCCACAUACCCGGCUGCGAACGGCUCUACGGCAAGGCCUCCCAUCUGAAGACCCAUCUCCGAUGGCACACCGGCGAACGUCCCUUCCUCUGUCUCACUUGCGGGAAGAGAUUCUCUCGAUCGGAUGAACUGCAGCGACAUGGAAGGACACACACCAACUAUCGUCCCUAUGCCUGCCCCAUCUGCUCCAAGAAGUUCUCCCGCAGCGACCAUCUCAGCAAGCACAAGAAGACCCACUUCAAGGACAAGAAGAGCAAGAAGGCCCUGGCCGCGGAGGCCAAGGAGCAGCAGGCGGCCAUCAAGCAGGAGAAGAAGGAUAAGAAGUCCUCCGGCAAGUCCCACACCCCGCCCGCCAUCGAGUUCAAGCAGGAGCAGUCCGAUAAUCCUCUAGUGAACUAUACCCCCUAUGGCAACUAUGUGGGAGGGGCGGGAGGAGCUGGUAAUCAGUCAGCACCCCCACCCCCGCCGCCGCUCUUCCAGCACAACCAGAUGGUGGGCGGCAGCGGUGGUGGCGCCACCUAUGAGCCCUGGAACCGUGCCACUACCUCGAAUUCCGCCUCCCGAUCCACUUCCUCCUCGGCGGCCAGUUCCCCCGCAGUGGGUGGUGCCGCCUCCUCACCCGCCUCCGCCUCGGCUUCCGCUUCCGCCUCCGCAUCCGCCUCAGUGUCCGCCACCUCCUCCGCCGCUGCCACCGCCCUGGCCCAGCACCACUACGCCGCCCUGGCCAUGCAGAGCGAGUCCCAGCUGGCGGCCGAGUACGGCCUGACGAUGAGUGGAUUGGCCAGCGGCGCUAGCCAGGAUUCCAGUUCCAGCUGCCACAUGAAGUCCGAGUAUGCGGCGGGCUAUCCCCCAGAGUUUGGGGCAGGAACUAGUGCCACCUAUGGCUAUCCCCCGCACCCCCAUCCCCAUCCCCAUCAUCACAAUGCGUGGGCAGCAGCGGCAGCCUAUCAUCCCCAUGCGGCCACCUAAGCAGGAUUACAGGGUAUCCUUUAAACAGAAAUACCCCAAAAAUUGUUAAAUCAUAAAAAAAAUGCCAUAAAAAAAGAAGAAAAAAGAAACCUAAGGCAACAAGUGUAGUGUGUUUUUUUUUCAGUGUUUAUUGUUGAUAAAAUAUAUAUAUAUAUUAUAUAUUAUAUUUAAUAAAAGAACUAAGUGUUUAUUAGAAUUUAAGAUUAUAUAUGAAUUUAAAAAAUAUCUACAAAAUUGAAAACAAAAAACUAAAAUAUUCUUUAAAUGUAUAUCCUAGCUAGUUCUAAGGACAUCCGAAUUUUUUUCUUUCCCAAAAACAAAAACAAAAAUACGAAUUUUUUUUUCUACCCAACUAAGACUAAUUUUUUUUUUGCAUGUCUGUAAAUAUUUUUUAGCAAUAUUUAAGCCAUAUAUAUUUAGAAAACUUAAAAAAAAAAAAGAAGAAAAAGAAAAGAAAAUUAAGAAAUACAAAAAUUAUGAAACCAUCUAGUUGUGUACCAUAAUAAUUGUUAAUUGUCUUUAAGAUAAAUUAUAUUUAAAAACAAAAUGCUAAAAAAAUACCUACAACAUCCAACCGAGGCGACAAAAAUUCCCAAAAAAAAACAACAACAACAAAAUCCUAACAA